CCCAGUUCGCUUCUGUCGUUGGUUUCAUGAUACGUCGAUCUGAAUGUAACCAUCACAACUAAAGUCCAUCUAGGCAACUGUACUACCAUCUGAAAGCAUAUAACCACCACCAUGACCUCAAGAGGUUCGAAUCCCGUCUCGCGCCUUGCGGAAGCUGCCAAGGAGAAGGUUGCGCCCAGUACCUCCUCCAAAGCCAAGGAUCCCAGUGCAAACUGGACCCCGGAGGAGAUGUUUGAAACAACGUUGGAUCGGAACGGCAACCCAGUGCCCAAUGAUUCCUAUAUUGACGUGGAAAAAAUGAGAAAAGGACGACAAGGCCCGGACGAAGGAGAUGUCUUUGAGGCCGCAAAUGAGGACUUCGACUAGACUAAGUCAAGCCCGGUGGGAAUGAUGACGCUGGAGGCGUCCAUAGAGGGAGCAACGCGGCUAUAUGAUAUGAGACCAUGCGGAAUGUUCGAUGCUGUCAGUCACUCUUUGCAGGACAAGAGCGGUGGAUGCUGAGACAUGAGUGCAUGCAAUGUGUAAAUGUGGAUAGUGCUAGUAAUUUCCCGGUGGUGCACUCCUUGACCACCGGACCCAAUCGAAAC
Aspergillus neoniger CBS 115656 is the source of this 587-nucleotide messenger RNA. RefSeq lists its product as uncharacterized. The transcript has 2 exons. The record is from RefSeq and is a predicted model, not a curated record. NCBI's taxonomy places the organism in Eukaryota, Fungi, Ascomycota, Eurotiomycetes, Eurotiales, Aspergillaceae. The coding region runs from base 112 to 366 and encodes 84 amino acids.